Nymphalis io (European peacock) is the source of this 1449-nucleotide messenger RNA. Its product is annotated as 3-ketoacyl-CoA thiolase, mitochondrial-like. NCBI's taxonomy places the organism in Eukaryota, Metazoa, Arthropoda, Insecta, Lepidoptera, Nymphalidae. The coding region runs from base 193 to 1389 and encodes 398 amino acids. The record is from RefSeq and is a predicted model, not a curated record. Gene Ontology annotation, molecular function: acetyl-CoA C-acetyltransferase activity. Gene Ontology annotation, biological process: fatty acid beta-oxidation. The transcript has 8 exons.
AUCACUAAGCCGUCAUAUAAAUGAUGUUUAUCUAUCUAUUUAUGUAUAUACGUAAUCAAAUACAAAAAUUUAAUACAAUUAAAGAUAAAAUUGUUUUGUUACGACAAGCUCAUGACAACAAUCAUAUCUUUUUGAGGUUAUUUGAAACCGGCUAUAUUUUUAUCAAUUUUUAUCAGUUCAGUGUUUAUCUUCAUGGCACUCGCUUCUAAAGGUAUUUUUGUGGUUGGCGCGAAAAGAACGCCAUUUUGCAAAUAUGGCGGUUCUCUCCGAGAGUUACCAUCAUCACAUGCAUUUGCGGCCGCGGCAAAAGAUGCCUUAAAUUCUGGAAAUCUUAAUCCAAGUUUAGUCGAUAGCACAAUUGUUGGAAAUGUUAAUUUUCUCAGUCAAUGCGAUGGCGGUAAAACUCCCAGAUAUUGUGGUAUUUAUGCCGGAGUUUCUAUUGAUAAGCCAGCAUUGGGGGUAAAUAAGGCUUGUGGUUCGGGUUUACAAGCCGUCCUCACUGGUGCUAUGGAGAUAUUAAGUGGGUCUGCUAACGUCUGUCUAACAGGAGGAACAGAAAUUAUGUCCUCUCUCCCCAUACUGGUUCGUAACGUACGAUUUGGUACGACUCUCGGUUCAUCAUAUCACUUUGAAGAUCAUAUAAAAAAACGUUUUCUGGACAGUUAUACGGGACUAACAUUGGAAAAGAUGGCAGAAAAUAUUGCGGUAAAAUACAAAAUAAGUAGAGAGAUGGCCGAUAAUUUUGCGCUUAACAGCUAUUUAAAGUGGAAGAAAGAACAAGAAUCAAAACAUUUUAAUGAAGAACUUACCAGUUUAAGUGUUAUGUUAAGAAAAAAGGAGGUUCUAGUAGAUAAGGAUGAACUUCCUGAAGCAAACAUGACUUUAGAUGAUAUGGCUAAAUCACUUACGCUGCUAGAAGACGGAGCGGUAGUGACAUCUUUAAACUCAGCGGUGCCCGCAGAUGGAGCCGCAGCUCUCGUUCUGGCUAAUGAAGCUACAAUCGAACGUAACAACUUAAUUCCUCUGGCGAGAGUGUCGGGCUGGGCAAGUGUAGGAGUCGAUCCUAUGGAGACUGGAUUAGCGGCUGCACCGGCUGUGAAGAAACUUUUACAAGUUACUGGCAAAGAUAUUGGUAGCGUCGAUUUAUUUGAGAUAAACGAGACAUUUGCUGUUCAAGUUUUAGCCACUGUUAGGGAGUUAAAGCUUGAUGAUAGCAAAGUCAACGUUAAUGGCGGAGCCCUUGUGCUCGGGAACCCUGUGGCCGCGACCGGCGCUAGAAUGGCCGUCCAUCUUGUUCACCAUCUUAAACAUAAUAAAGCAAAGCGAGGGAUCGCCGUGUCCAGCUGUGGGGGUGGACAAGGAGUGGCGGUUAUGUUUGAAGCUGUAUAAAAAUAUUUUUAAUUAAAUAGUUGGUACUAUUGCUAAUAUAUAGUACAAAAAAGGAUCUAA